This is a messenger RNA of Mauremys mutica (yellowpond turtle), 3611 nucleotides long. Its product is annotated as zinc finger protein 883-like. The transcript has 4 exons. The record is from RefSeq and is a predicted model, not a curated record. Bases 886 to 2742 code for a protein of 618 amino acids. Lineage: Eukaryota; Metazoa; Chordata; Testudines; Geoemydidae.
GAGGGAUUGGAUUUAGGAGUCACAUGGAGGGGAGAACUGGAAGAUGCUGUGCGCUGGGAAUCAGGCUGGAGUCAGGGGGUCUGAGACGCAGGAAACCUGUUCCUUUAAGGAGUAUAAGGAAGAGUGCAGUGUCUGCUCCCAGAGCCAUACAGCAGCACUGGGGCACUCUACCAGCAACUCCCAGGGUGUGUGGAGGGACAAAUUGCCAUUGACAGUGCAGAUCUGAGUGAAUGAAUGAAUUGGUUUGCAGAACUGCUGAAUGACCCUCUCAGGGAGAAGCAAGAAUUUUGUUUGAAGUUCCUAUUCUUUUGCCAAGAUCAAAACUAACUAAGCAAGUCUGUAGUUAAGCUAAUAUUGUUUUCAGUUGGCAGUGUCCCUGUGUGAAACCUGCCCCAGAUGACCCACUGGCUUCCGAACUACAGCUGCGAAACAUACACUGCCUGAUUCAAAGGGGAAUGGCCAGAGACACUCUGCCCAAGUAGAGCUUUGACAGUGAAGUUCUUGGACUGUUUUGCUUGUGGACAGAUGAUAAAGUGAUGGAUUCUAGUGUAACCUGUGUCUCUCCUGAACUGUGUAACCUGUUUCAAACCAGCUGUAUUUAAAACAUUGCUUAAUGGCAGUGUUAUUGUCUAACUCUCCCUGCUGCACCUGGGAGGAGCUUUUCCUGGUGAUUUCCUAGUCUGAUCUGAGUGACAAUGAAGAGCUCUGAUUUGUAUCUUGCAGAUGCUGUUGCUCUCCGUGCCAAGGACUGCCUGUGUCUCUCCCCCAUCGGCCUGAAGGUUACAGCCGGGAGUCUGGAUCCAGAGCGUGUUUCAUUUCUCAUUUCAGGCUAUGUUUGACAUUGCUGUCUAGCUCUCCUGAGGAGGAGUGGCAGGAGCUAGCAGGAUGGCAGAAGUUGCUGUAGAAGGACGUGAUGAGGGACAACUACAAGACUUUGAUCUCACUGGGUGUCCUGUCAGCAAACCAGACAUUGUGUCCCUGAUUGAACGUGAGGAAGAGCCAUGUGUCUGGGCUCAUCAGGAUUUGAGGGAAAGAGACUUUUCUAAAGGGGUUUCCUCUGCAGAUGAUGGAAUCAAGUGGAAGACUGAAGAGAAUCAUCAGCAGGGAAAUUCUGAGGGUUUGGCAGAGCACAGGAAUUUAUCACAAAGAGAGAAAGCAAAUAGCUCUGAUGAGGGAAAUACGUAUGAGGGUGAACACAAGCCAGCCGGCCAACACAGGAACACAGGGGAUGAGAGCGUAGAGCAAUCCACUCCAAAUGAAAGACCUUUCAGCAAAUGCCAAAACAUUCCUAUCCGCACAGGAGAGAGACCCCAUAAAUGUACUGAGUGUGACAAAAGCUUCACUCGCCGCUCCCAUCUUCUUCAGCACCAGAGAAUCCACACGGGGGAGAGGCCUUAUAAAUGUACCGAGUGUGAGAAAAGCUUCAGACAGAGAUCAGAGCUGAUCGAUCAUCAACGAACGCAUACUCAAGAGAAACCCUACAAAUGUGACAAGUGUGGGAAAAGGUUCAUUCGGAGCACACGGCUUAUUCAGCAUCAAAAUGUUCACAAUGGAGUGAAACCCCACAAGUGCCCCCAGUGUGAGAAAAGUUUUAGCUGGAUCUCAUCAGUUAUUAAACACCAGAGAGUCCAUACAGGUGAGAAACCCUAUAAAUGCCCCGACUGUGAGAAAACCUUCAGCUGGAGCUCGACCCUUAUAAAGCAUCGGAGACUCCACACAGGAGAAAGACCCUAUAAAUGCCCUACCUGCGCAAAGUGUUUUGUACAGAGUGCAAAUCUUAUUAAACAUCAGAGAGUCCACACAGAACAGAAACGCUAUACAUGUGGGGAAUGUGAGGAAACCUUUCUGAUCAGGUCUCAUUUCAUUCUGCAUCAGAGAAUGCACGCAGGAGAGGAACUCUACAAGUGUGAUGGCUGUGAGGAGUGGUUUGGUCUUGUCUCGGACCUUCAUAAACAUCAGAAGAGCCACACAGGAAAGAAGCCCUAUAAAUGCUCCGAAUGCGACAAAAGCUUCAACAAGAGUUCAAAUCUUAUUAAGCAUCAGAGAAUCCACACGGGAGAGAGACCCUAUAAGUGUCCCGACUGUGACAAAAGCUUCAUUCAGAGCUCUCACCUGAUGCUCCAUCAGAGAGCGCACAGGGGAGAAAAACCCUACAAAUGCCUGGACUGUGAGAAAAGUUUCCACCAGAGCUCCCAUCUCAUUCAGCACCAGAGAGUCCACACGCAAGAAAAACCCUUUAAAUGUCCUGAGUGUGAGAGAAGUUUCAGCCGAAGCUCAGUGCUAAAUAAACACAAACUAAUCCACGUGGGAGAUGAGAGCUAUAAAUGCAGCCAGUGUGAGGAAACCUUCAAUAGCAACUCCCGCCUUCUUCAGCACAAGAGAACCCACCAUGUGGAAAGACCUUACACAUGCCCUAGCUGUGAGAAGAGUUUCAGUCGCAGUUCGCAGCUUAUGCUCCAUCAGAAAAACCACGCAGCAGAGAAACCUUACAAGUGUGCUGACUGUGACAAAGGCUUCAUUUACAGCUCACAUCUAAUUCAACAUCAGAGAACUCACACUAGAGAGCGACCUUAUAAAUGUCCAGUGUGUGAGAAAAGCUUCAUUCAGAGCUCACAUCUCCUUCAGCAUCAGAAAAUCCACACGGGAGAGAGACCUUUUAGAUGCAGUGAUUGUGAGAAAACCUUCAAUCGGAGCUCCAAUCUUAUUAAACACCAGAGAACUCACACCAGGGAGAACCUGUAAGAGAUGCUUCCAUAUGAACUCCACGCUCUUGACUAUAAGAGUAUUCACACAGAAGGAAAAUCCUAUAAAUAUUCCAUGGGUGAGAGAAACUUCAGUCAGAAAUGUCAUGUUGUUCUUCAGCUUCACUGUACUGAACUGAAUUAAGGUCUCUAGGAAACUUGCCUUGACCUUCUUAUACUGGCAAGAGUUUUGCUGGUAUAAAUUAUACCCGUUUCCCCAACAAUAUACUAUCCUGGCAAAUGGACUCAUUUGCUGAUUAUAACUAUGCCUACACUACACACUGCCAGCACAGGUAUGUCUAUUAAGGGUGUGAUGAGGUGUGAUUUGUGAGUGAACAAUGUGCUGGUAAAAGCCCCUAGUGUACGCACAGUUACAUUGUCAAAAUUUGCACUUUUAUCAGUAGAAUUUAUUUUGUUUGUGUGGGGAUGAGGACGGACACUGUAAUAAACUAUACCAGCAAAAUGCUAUUUUGCCAGUAUCACCUGAGUCCAUGUUAGCAGCAGUUUGUGGGUAUUGUAUAUUGGUAUAAUACAUUGGUAUAGCUAUAUUGGCAAAGUCUUACAAGUGUCGGACUCCAACACAGUAUGUAACAAAGCGUUGAUUGCCCGAAGUGAAUAGUUAAGCUCCCCUAAAAAUGGGAAAGAGUCCGCAACUUGAUACCUGUCCAUGUGCAGAGAAAGACUAGACUCCUUCCUCCCACCCACCCCCGGUCACAAGAAUUGAUCAGAGGUGAUUGUGAUGAACUAGGAAUGUUCUUAAUGUUUUCUCUGAAUACUGUGUUGGUGCCUCAGUGUCCCUUAGGCAGUUCUUAAGUAUCUAGCAGAGCAAAGGGCCAGUGCACCCAAGUGCCUAACCCUCUGUCUCCUAGC